AUGACUUUCGUUCUUCAUCGUCUCGAUGCAGAGUUCCGAUCAUCGUCACCGGCUCCGACGAGAGAAGACAGAAUCGGUGUCUGCAUCGGAAUCUUCAAAACCGAUGGUCUCUCUCCUGAAGGUGUUACGAAGCUUGUCGACACUUUUCUAGGACAAUCCAUCGAUUUCUUCGGGGCAUUGAGGGCAAGAGUGUACGAUGAUGCAGUGAGGGAGUGGAUUGGAGGUAUUAGAGUGGAAGGCAUAGGGAAGAGGCUUGUGAACUCAAGGGAAGGGCCUCCGACAUUUGAACAACCGAAGAUAACAGUUGAGAAGCUGUUGGAGUAUGGGAACAUGUUGGUUCAAGAACAGGAUAAGGUGAAGAGAGUGCAGUUGGCGGAGACUUAUUUGGACUCGGCGGCGCUCGGAGAUGCUAACAGGGAUUCCAUUGUUAGAGGAGAGUUCUAUGGUGAGCUUAGUUAA
Molecule: messenger RNA, 459 nt
Organism: Lactuca virosa
Lineage: Eukaryota; Viridiplantae; Streptophyta; Magnoliopsida; Asterales; Asteraceae
Source: the annotation of a GenBank genome assembly